AUGCCCGGUCGCAUCAAGCUGUCCCGAUGGAUGUCGCUGGCCUUGACGGCCCUGCUCAUCACCCCUGCCAUCCUCGACUACCAGGUGCUGGCCACCACGCACGGAGCCGAGUCGCCGCGCCAACACCAUGAGGUCGCCGUUAAGCGAGACGGCGUCGGCAGCGGGCUGAGCUUCGAGGAGCGCGACACCAGCAGCAACAGCAAGACGACCAGCUACUCGUGGACCAAACAGGAGCUCAAGACCGUCGCCGAGGAGACCUUCGAGGCCGGCGACGGACAGAUCGAGAUCCGCAUGCCCGACGCCUACGACCAGAGCGGUAGCGCUCUGCAACUCUCCCAGGGCGGCCGGGAGGGCCUGCGCGUCAGCCCCAGCACCGGCGGUAGCUCCGGUUCCCGUACGCUCAUGACCGACCUCUGCAUGGGUGGCCCAUGCGAGCAAAGCCAAGUUAUGCGUCGCAAGAGGUCGUCUCGACAGGUUACUGGUGGCGACGAAGACAAACACGGAGGCGGAGCAUCGCUCAAAAGGCGCGAUGCGAGCACCGGCAACAACGUCCACUGGAUGUGGACUGCCCAGGCACUUGAGGCAUUCGCCAAGACCACAUUCGGCCGCGAUGGAAGGCAGGUCAAGGUCGACAUGCCCAAGCGACCCGACCCGCGGGUCAGCGGCGGAAGCAGUGGCAGCUCUGAGGUGCCUGCCGCUCAGCAGCCAAGCGGAGCCAGCACUGUGCCAGGCGGCAAAGGCUCCGGCACCGGCACCGAAGGGAAGGCCGAACCUCUGGGACAGAUUCGCGCCAGUGGUCAGGGUUCCGUGCACAACGUGGGCAGGCCAAUGGGCAUGAUGUGCUUCCCCGGCCUCGGCGGUUGCAACAACGACAUCCCUUAUCGAGUCAAGAGGUCGCUCCGACAGGUGGCGCUCGGUGGACGUGGUUCGAAGUGGAUCAGGCGUUCGGUUGGUGCCAUCGUCGGCAGGGCUGCCUCCCGUCCCAGUGGCCAGCAAGACCACGCUCAGGACGAAGGCAAGAAGGUAUCCAGCAAAAGCACCUCGUCGGAUAUUAACGCCCGAUCCACCGGCGAGGAAAGGGACGAUGGCAAGGGAUCCGAGCGAACUCGUGUCGGUGCUGACUCGAUCUGGAAACGAGACGUCGCCGUCGUGGCCGACAAGUGA
Pseudozyma flocculosa PF-1 is the source of this 1164-nucleotide messenger RNA. RefSeq lists its product as uncharacterized. Bases 1 to 1164 code for a protein of 387 amino acids. NCBI's taxonomy places the organism in Eukaryota, Fungi, Basidiomycota, Ustilaginomycetes, Ustilaginales, Ustilaginaceae. The transcript has 2 exons. The record is from RefSeq and is a predicted model, not a curated record.